AUGAAGCUCACUGCUGCUCAGAAACAAAAGCGUUAUCGAGAAAAUCUGAAGAGAAAAGGUCGUCAUAAUGCUAUGAAAGCAAAAAAUCGUGAAAGGAUGAGGAAUAUGCGCAGUGAAUUAUCCGAUUUCCAGCGUGAACAGUAUCGUAAACGUGAUGCAACGGCUCGUAAAGCUGCUCGUGCUGCUAAUGAUCGGGCGUCAAAUGCAUCAUUCAGCUCAAAGGAGACUCUUGGUAAAGCGGUUAAAAAAGUGACCAAAUGUCUUCCACAAGAUCCAUCAAAGAAAAGGAUAGUCAUACAAACAAUCGCUCAAUCUCUUGGAUUAAUGAGUCAGUCUCAUCAUAAACGUUCCACUCGUCAAUUAUCACUUAAAAUGAAGGAUGAUAUUAUCAAAUUUUAUUGUCGAGAUGACAUAUCGUAUCAGAUGCCUGGAAAGCGAGAUACAAUCGUUGUCAGGGAAAAUGGAAUAAAAUCUACUCAUCAGAAGCGAAUUUUGUUAUACAACAUUCGUGAAGCACAUCAACUGUUUCUGUCGGCAUAUUCUGCCUCUACUUCAGGUUCAGUUGUUUCUAAAACAAGUUUCGCAGAACUACGCCCAGGAUAUGUAUUAAUCAAAGCACUAAUGAGUCAUCGUGUGUGUGUUUGUUCAUAUCACGAGAAUGUGAACCUAUUACUUGAAGCUUUAUCAAAACAUGUCAAAGGUGGAAUGUGCUCAGAUUUACAGACGUUUACAAGUGCUCUAGUGUGUGAUGAAUCGAAUGAAGAAUGUAUGUCAUCAAACUGCAAGACAUGCGAUAAAUACUUCGAUACAAAAAUUCAAGGAAACAUCGUCGAUCUCACAAUAAAGAUUAAAUGGCUUCAAUGGAAGAACAGUAAUGGUCGUGCCGAGAAACAAGAAUCAGAAGGAACUGUUAAAGAGUGUGUUCAACAUUUGUCUGGUCUUGUUGAACAAUAUCUUUUACAUGUGUUCAUUAAACGUGCUCAAAGUACCCUCUUUGAACGAAUCAAAGAAGAUACGGAUGAUCGGAAAGUCUUUUUACAAGUCGAUUAUUCUGAAAAUUUCGCUAUGGAUCAACAGGACGCUAUUCAGGCUGCACAUUGGAACACAAAAACGUUAUCAAUUUUUACUGCACAUGCAUGGUGUGGUGCAGUCAAUUAUUCAUUUGCGUUAGUAUCUGACAAUCUAACUCAUGAUAAGUAUUGUGUUGACGUAUGCUUGAAUAAUAUCAUUAGUAAACUCAAUCAAUAUUUACCGAAUUUGGAGGAGAUUGUGUUUUUCAGCGACGGAGCUGCUUCGCAAUUCAAGCAAAGAUAUUUGUUUCAAAAUAUGUCUAGAUUAAUGGCUGAAUACAGCUUAAAAUUAUCGUGGAAUUUCUUUGCCACAUCCCAUGGUAAAGGAGUAGUAGAUGCUAUUGGUGGUAUGGUCAAACGAAUGGUGUGGCAAGAAAUCAUGGUUAAAAAACAAUGUCGAUCAGCUACCGAUUUUCUUUCUAUCGCCAGAACGAAAACAAACACAAUUAUUCUAGACGAAAUCUAUCAAACGGAUAUAGAUGCAUCAAAAUUGAACUUCAGCAUGUAUUCGCAACAACGAAGUCCGUGA
Messenger RNA from Adineta ricciae, 1599 nucleotides. The record is from the annotation of a GenBank genome assembly. NCBI's taxonomy places the organism in Eukaryota, Metazoa, Rotifera, Eurotatoria, Adinetida, Adinetidae.